Messenger RNA from Trematosphaeria pertusa, 1687 nucleotides. RefSeq lists its product as uncharacterized. The record is from RefSeq and is a predicted model, not a curated record. NCBI's taxonomy places the organism in Eukaryota, Fungi, Ascomycota, Dothideomycetes, Pleosporales, Trematosphaeriaceae. The coding region runs from base 366 to 1622 and encodes 418 amino acids. The transcript has 7 exons.
UUUACUGGUCACCGCCUGAUGAGGCUAAAAUUAGCAAUCACCUUGACCGGAAGGUGACAUUGAUGCCCGAGGCUGGACGAAGUGGGGGCUAGGUAUUCAGUAUAAAACAGCUUUCCCUGUAUCGGUCAAAGUUUAUUCACCUUUUAUCAUAACUCUCACUGAUUAGGCUCUGGGGCGAUGGCAGUAAGUCCAAUCACGUGGAAAUUCACACCCGGCAGAUGCUAACCUACACUCUCAUGACGAUCUCUUUGGCCCUUGGCUGAGCGAACAUAUACCAAACACGGGAAGUGCCGCCGCGGGCGAUGCGCAGAAGUCUCUCUACUGGAGACGUGAUCAAAUCUUCACUUCUGAAGCAUCCAGCGUAGAUGUCGAAGUCCGCAAAACAAGUUCCGGAGAACCAUCACAAGAUUUCCGACUCGGAAAAAGCAUCGCUGGUUGUAGCGACACUGGCGUACCAGAGCACGGAUGAUAGUCAAUGGAUGUUCUUCAUAUCACAAGCGCAUACUUGGAGCCGAUUGAAUAUCUCAUUCAGCCUAUUUCGCCAACUAUGCCUUAAUUUGCACAUUAUGCCCCGGUUUGCGGAGAUUCUGUCCGCUUUUGGAGUCAGAACAGCAGAUGACGACGAAUAUUUCACUACAUGCCAUUGCCAGAAGGCCUCAAUUACCCAAAAGGGCGGCAAUGGAGGUUUGAAACGUUCAGGUAAGACCCUGUGUUUUCUGUCUGCAACAACUUCUAUGCCUCUAAGACCGUUGACGUGUGUAGAUAUCUGUUACAACGUUCGCUUUGUCGAGCGCCAUGGACGAGACGGUCUUACGGAUCCAUGGUCAUUUAGGCAAGCAGCCGUAUAUCAUUCGUACAGUUACGAGCGCAGAACGUGUUCGUGGGUUUUCGUACAGCUACCAAAAUCCCUUAGAGCAAGAUUGAAAAGAGAAGGGAGACCGCUUUCUCCGCUGCUAAUACACGUACUCAUCCACCGCUACUGUGCAAGCGAGUGGAGAUGGUAUAUCAAUUACCUGAGUGAUCUUGUAUCCAAGAUGAGGAACGUCUCUUGCUUCACGCGUAUUGAUCGGGACCUAAAGGGCCUACCGCUCGACUUCCAGCAAAGUCAAAGGCUCGAAAUUCUGCGCAAUAAGAUCCGGCGUGUGCAUCUGCUACUCGGGUCCUGCAUUUCAACUACUGAAUCUCUGAUGGAUCACGCGAGGGAGUGCUAUUGCCAGGAAGGCAGCUUCGAAACGGACAGUGACCGAAACAGAGAGUUGAUACUCGAAUUGACACAGCACAUCAGCGUGCUCAAGAUGCACGCGGCGAAAGCAUUCGGCUUACUUGAGUCCACCCAGAGCCUCGAUCUUCUGACUACCAAGAUCCUCGAGUUUCGCCAGACCCACAUGGCGUACGAUCUCAAUACGUCAAUGAAAGACAUCGCUCGGACCACCUCGAACGAGAACAAGCUCAUAGUUUACAUUGCUGAUCAAACCCGGCGAGACUCCAAGACUAUGAAGACGAUCAGCAUGAUCGCGCUAGUGUAUCUUCCGGCAACUUUGGUAUCCCAUAGUCUGUGUUCAGUUCGGAGCUUGUUCAUCCCAUUUCGAAUGGCGAAGGUCGUGCAGGAAGCUAUGGGAUGAUGAUCGGAAUCUAUAUUUUGCUCACUUGCAGCCUCACUGUACUCACCAUCCUUGCCGCGAAACUU